Messenger RNA from Cetraspora pellucida, 383 nucleotides. NCBI's taxonomy places the organism in Eukaryota, Fungi, Glomeromycota, Glomeromycetes, Diversisporales, Gigasporaceae. The record is from the annotation of a GenBank genome assembly.
AUGAAUCAACAAGAAAUCAGGAAAAACACGGUAAAUGCUUGUAAUGAAUGUGUAAAAGCGAAAAGAAAAUGUGAGCCCGAGUCCAAUAUUCCGCAGACAUGCAAAAGAUGUGUUGAUAAGAAUUUGCCAUGUACCUAUUCCGAUAAAAAGAAACGUGGUCCAAAACCGAAUAGUGUUACAGAAAAAAAUACUAUUGUGUCUAUUAUCAAAUCCGAUCCACCUAAUGACUUUGAAAUAAUUGAAGUUGGUGAUAAAGCAUAUAUAAAUAUUGAAAUUACGCCAGAACAAUUGGAUCUUUUAAAAAAAUUGAAACAAGGAACAUCAGCAAAACCCUCUGACGUCCCCUCCGUCGUCAAUUCCAAUUACAUUACUAAGGAUGGCAA